Telopea speciosissima is the source of this 1475-nucleotide messenger RNA. Its product is annotated as altered inheritance of mitochondria protein 32-like. The record is from RefSeq and is a predicted model, not a curated record. The transcript is spliced from 5 exons. NCBI's taxonomy places the organism in Eukaryota, Viridiplantae, Streptophyta, Magnoliopsida, Proteales, Proteaceae. Bases 72 to 1244 code for a protein of 390 amino acids.
UCGUUCCUCAGUUUUGUUCAAUUUCGUCCUUCGAGUCUCCGACUUCUCUGCGAAAUUCCUCAGUUUCUACUAUGGCCGGUGCUGGAGAAGAUCAGUCUUCUUUCUCCGGCAAUCCUGAUGGUACUGCGGUCAAUUCUUCCAAUUCUCAAGUCGACGAAGGUGUCAUCGACGCAGACGACUUGAAGUACGGAUUCCAGCGACCUGAAAUGUACAAGAACUCUCUCGCCGGAACUGUCGAUCCUUACGACCGCCAUGUGUUUUUAUGCUACAAGAAUGCCGAGAGCUGGCCUUCUCGAGUCGAAGAUGCUGAAUUCGAUAGACUUCCCAGUCUUCUUGCUGCCGCUCUUAAAUCUCGCAAGAACGAAAUUCAAGGAAAGACUCGUUUGACGAUAUGUGAGGGGCGGCAUGGAACAGAGUCUUCAAACGGGGAUAUCUUGAUUUUUCCAGACAUGGUCCGAUAUAGGGGUUUGACACACCUUGACGUUGAUAAUUUCGUUGAGAAUGUGGUCGUGAAAGGCUCUACGUGGGUUUCUGGAGCUCCUGAAGCCUUAACCGGCUCACACAUAUUCGUGUGCUCUCAUGGUAGUCGAGACCGGAGAUGUGGUGUUUGUGGACCUGUUCUUAUCGAUAAGUUUAAAGAGGAGACUGAAUCACGAGGACUUAAUGAUCAGGUAUUUGUCAGUCCGUGCUCUCACAUUGGGGGGCACAAAUAUGCUGGGAACUUGAUAAUAUUCAGUUCGAAUUCUGAGGGAAAAGUUGCUGGUCAUUGGUAUGGGUAUGUUACUCCUGAUGAUGUCCCCAUUUUGCUUGAGCAGCAUAUUGGAAAGGGAGAGAUUGUAGAAAGGCUAUGGAGAGGUCAAAUGGGUUCAUCCAAUGAAAAAGAGGAAAAUGAAGGUGAACACAAGCAUCAAGAAAAUGUUGGAAUGGCUAAUAAUGGGACAAACUUGAAGAAAGGGGAGACUGAACCCAAAGGAAGUAACGGUGAAUUCAAUCUGAAAGAUGUAGAGAGCUAUUGUCAGGGUGCCAAUGGGUUCUCAUGUUGCAGGAAUGAAGAGAUGGAAGUGAAGAGUGAAAUUGCAGGAAAGAAACAGAGACAAGGUACUGAUGUGAGCAAGAAUAUGUUUGGCAAUCUCACAGCUUGGGCAGAAACAUGGGAGCAAAGUGAUAUUCUCGCAGCAGUUGCUGUUAUUGGAACUGUGGCAACUGUUGCUGUGGCUUGUAGCUUCUAUCGAAGAUCAGGUUGAAUACCUCCUUCGAUAGUCCAUUCGCUUGUUUUCUUUAUUAGCGAUGGUGUAGAGACAGGUUUUUGGCAAAGUAUCCAAAGGAGGUAAAUAUGGUUAAAUAAUUAUCUGGCCUAUCUUGUGAGAGAUAACUAGAUUAGUAUGUAAGCAUCACACCCCACUUUAAAGGUGAACAAUCCUGAGUAAGACUUCCGUAGAUGGUAUCAUUUCAUGUCCAUUACCGUUUUAGAGUCA